UCUAUCAAUUUAAUAUAUACGUAUAUAUAUAUGUUAUAUAUAUAUAUAUAUAUAUAUAUAUAUAUAUAUAUAUAUAUAUAUAUAUAUAUAUAUAUUAAAGAUAUUUAGGUUAUUUCUUUAAUUUAAAAAAUAUAUGUAUAAAAAAAGAUACGUCAAUCUUUCGUAUUUUUUAUUGACAAUACUAUGAUAGUUAAUUAGCAGCCUUAAAAAAAUGCUUAUUGCCAAAAACAUAUUCUUUGUAAUUUUAAGAAAUAUACUUUUUUUAGAAAUAAUAAUAUAUCGAAUCAAUAAUCCAAUGCUUUAAAAUUUUAAAUAUUCAAAUAAUAAGAAUAAAUUCUGUCAAAAAAAUUGAAAACUAACUUUUUUAACUGAGUUCUAUUUUUAUUCUAUUUUUGCGAUGCACUGUCAACGGUAUUUUGUGGUGAAAAAAUUCUACCUGGGAAAGUUCAUUACAUUUUUACAUUUAUUUUUGUCGUCUCCCUGGACAACGAGAAAGAAAAUCGCGAAACAAAUUUCAUUCGUCUCGUCAUUAAUCCGCGUCAAACAUUUCCGGUGCCAAUAGCGCUCUUUUAUCCCACCUAUUGCGAGCUAACAAAUCUUCAAAAUGCGCGAAGUACUUUCGAUCCACAUCGGCCAAGGCGGCGUGCAGAUGGGCAACGCCUGCUGGGAGCUUUAUUGCUUGGAGCACGGCAUACAACCCGACGGCAUGUUGCCAUCACAGACCUGCGGUACGACCGACGAGGGCUUCCAGACUUUCUUCAGUGAAACGGGUGGUGGAAAAUAUGUACCUAGAGCUGUUUUUAUUGAUCUCGAACCCACGGUGAUAGAUGAGGUGCGUACGGGAACGUAUCAUCAGCUGUUCCAUCCCGAACAACUAAUCUCUGGCAAGGAAGACGCUGCAAACAAUUACGCACGUGGUUUCUACUCUCUGGGCAAAGAGAUCAUUGACCUUGUAUUAGACAGAAUACGCAAAAUAGCCGACAUGUGUGCUGGUCUUCAGGGCUUUCUCAUCUUCCAUGCAUUCGGCGGCGGCACCGGAUCCGGCUUCGCUAGUCUGCUGAUGGACCGAUUGUCCAUGGAUUACGGCAAGAAGGCGAAGCUAGAGUUCGCCAUAUAUCCGUCACCGCAGAUCUCCACAGCGGUCGUUGAACCCUAUAACGCGAUCCUGACGACCCAUACCACAUUGGAGAACUCCGACUGCGCAUUCCUCGUCGACAACGAGGCGAUCUACGAUAUUUGCCGACGCAAUUUGGAUAUCGAGCGACCGACUUAUACGAAUUUAAACCGAUUGAUCGGCCAGAUUGUCUCCUCGAUCACGGCUUCCCUGAGGUUCGACGGCGCUCUCAAUAUCGACCUUACCGAGUUCCAGACGAAUCUUGUACCCUAUCCAAGGAUACACUUCCCUCUAGCGACUUAUGCGCCCAUCGUAUCCAUCGAAAAGGCCUACCACGAACAGCUCACCGUAAUGGAGCUUACCUCGGCCUGCUUCGAGCCGGCCAUGCAGAUGGUCAAGUGUGACCCGCGACGGGGCAAAUACAUGGCCUGCUGCUUGCUCUACAGAGGUGAUGUGGUACCGAAAGAUGUCAAUGCCUCCAUCGCGACCAUCAAGACCAAGAGAACGAUACAGUUCGUUGAUUGGUGUCCGACGGGUUUCAAGGUAGGAAUCAAUUACCAACCGCCAACCGUAGUGCCGGGCGGAGAUCUGGCAAAGGUGCAGAGAGCUAUGGCCAUGUUGGCGAAUACCACGGCGAUCGCGGAAGCAUGGAGACGAUUAAACCGAAAAUUUGAUCUUAUGUUCAGCAAACGCGCUUUCGUUCAUUGGUAUGUCGGCGAAAACAUGGACGAGAACGAAUUUAACGAAGCCAGGGAAGAUCUGGCCGCGUUAGAGAAAGAUUAUCACGAAGUCGCCACAGAUACCCUGGACAUCGGCGGCGAAGAAGUUUAAUCCGAAAGACUCGCAGUAACAAUCGCGUGCAUUAAGAACGCAUGCACUUUGGUGGGAUAAACGAACGUUUCUUUUUAUUUUUAUUUAUUUAUACGGUUGUACCGUUUUUCUAGAAUUUUUACAUUGUUUUGCUGUCCUCUUGUACAUUAUAUAUAUAUA
Solenopsis invicta (red fire ant) is the source of this 2104-nucleotide messenger RNA. RefSeq names its product tubulin alpha-1 chain. Gene Ontology annotation, biological process: microtubule cytoskeleton organization; mitotic cell cycle. The coding region runs from base 605 to 1945 and encodes 446 amino acids. NCBI's taxonomy places the organism in Eukaryota, Metazoa, Arthropoda, Insecta, Hymenoptera, Formicidae. Gene Ontology annotation, cellular component: microtubule; cytoplasm. The record is from RefSeq and is a predicted model, not a curated record. Gene Ontology annotation, molecular function: structural constituent of cytoskeleton; GTP binding. The transcript has 5 exons.